Molecule: messenger RNA, 2802 nt
Organism: Biomphalaria glabrata
Lineage: Eukaryota; Metazoa; Mollusca; Gastropoda; Planorbidae
Product: intraflagellar transport protein 81 homolog
Exons: 16
Coding region: 169-2232 (687 amino acids)
Biological process (GO): intraciliary transport; cilium assembly
Cellular component (GO): intraciliary transport particle B; cilium; centrosome
Molecular function (GO): tubulin binding
Source: RefSeq, a predicted model, not a curated record
AAAAGGCCAGUUGUUCAUUUUUAUUUUCCCUGGUAUUUAGCCUUAGCUCUGCUAUGGCGUCUAUGGCGAUGUAAACAAAUAUUUUUACUUCAAAGUGAUCCGGAUCUUAACCGUUUUGUGUGAUAACUUAUUCUGGUGUUCAGCGGUCAUCAGUAACCAACCAUCACAAUGAGCAUGAGUGAACAGAUGAGGUUUAUUGUUCAGGAAUUGAACAAGGAACCUUUUAGCAAAUCCUACAACUUGAUUUCCUUUGACUCUCUUGAGCCCCUUCAGCUGCUGCAGGUCUUAAAUGAUGUGUUGGCAAUCAUUGAUCCUAAGCAAAAAAUGGAUCUCCGAGAAGAAGCCCCUGAUCAGACAGCUGUAAGAAUCUUUCAGAUUUUGAGAGUUCUAAAGUAUAAACCUCCUGACCAUGUCAAUAUGAGUCAAUUCAGAGCUGGUAUAGUCCAGGGAGAGAAACCAAUUAUCUUUCCUAUUCUAGAAUGGCUACUUCAGAAAGUUCCAGAACUUCAAAAAAGAGCUUAUCUGGCUAAAUUUCUUGUUAAAAUUGACAUCCCGGCUGAAAUCAUGCAAGAUGAGGAGGUCAAUGCAAUCUAUGUCCAGUAUGAGGAGCUCAUGGAACAGUUUAAAGAGAUGCAUAAGCAGUCAGAGCAGUUGAAAAACUCAGGAUUCAAUACAGCAGAAAUUAGAAAGGACAUAACUAAUAUGGAAGAAGAGAAAGAACAGCUUAUAAAAAGGAUCGAAAGGCUCAGGAGAAAGGUGGAGUCGCAUCCUAAUUCUCAGAAGAUGAUGGCGGUAGCCAAAAAUUUACGAGUGGAACGAGACAGGGAGAAGAGAUUGGCAGCCCAGAAACAGGAACAGCAGACUAACAUAACUCAUUUAGACCAGAGAAUAAAAAGACUCGAAGCUCAACUGAGAGACAUGAGACAGGCCAGUGUCGGAGCCACUCCAAGUACUAUGAUUCAAAAAUUGGAAGAAGAAUCCAGAACUAACAGCUUCAUAGUGAAAGAGCAGCUGCCGAAGGACAUUGCUCAGAGGAAGAAGAUGAUUCAGAAUCUUCAGAAAGUUGUCUCAGUGCCAGCCAUGGGGCACUCGGACUUGGAGGAGCUUAAUGCUAAGAUCACUGAGCUGAACGCAGAAGUAAAUCAACUCAUUGAGAAGAGAAUGAAGAGUGGUGACCCAGCUGAUGAUAAACUGUCACUAUUUAGGCAACAGGCAGCAAUCAUUGCUCAUAAGAAGCAAGCUGCGGCUGAAACACUGAGAGCCAUCCGAGAUGAAUUCAACCAUGUGCAGACAGAGGUGGAACAGAAGAGGGAAGUUGUCAACACUGCCGAGGGAGCCGAGGUUCUGAAAGGGGAAGAUUUCAAGCGCUACGUCAACAAGCUUCGAAGUAAGAGUACAAUCUAUAAGAAGAAACGAGCUGAGCUUGCAGAAUUAAGAGCUGAAUCUGGAGUGCUGACACGCACUGAAGAAAUACUGAAACAACGCUGUGAUCUUAUAAAUAGACAACUGUCAGUGCUUGAGAAGAAGAAAGGCGUCGCUGGCUACAGAGAGACUCAGGAAGAGCUGGAGAAAGUCUCCACCAUCAAGAGCGAGUUUGAUGAGAUGAAAGGUCGAACACUUGAUGACAUGUCGGAGAUGGUCCGACGACUUCAUGCCGAGAUAGCUGACAGGAGAAACACCCUGGCCCCUAUACUGCGUGAGAUAAGGCCAUUGAGAGAAAAAGUCAGGGAACUAACUCCUGACUACGAUAAUAAGAAACAAGUCUACGAGAGGCAGCAGGCUGGCUAUGACAGCAACAUGAGCAAAUUAGAGCAAGAGGUGAAAGGUUACAGGGAGGAAUGCCGAGCGGAGGAAUCAAGAUAUCAUUAUUUGAAUUGCAUGAUGAAGGUUCUUCAAGUCCAGCAAGCCAGAGUAGCCAAUGAAAUGAAAGCUUAUGUGUCGUCUGAUGCACAGGAGAAAAAGAAAACUUUCAGAGAGAUUUACUCCAAGAAAAUUCAGGAGCAAGAAAACUUGAGCCGAGGUCUGCGGGAGAAACAGAAGAUGGUUAAAGACAACCAUGAGCCAAACAUGAAGCAGAUGAAGCUGUGGAAAGAUCUGGAGAGACUUUUGAUCUGCAAGAAGCAAUGUCUGGAACAGAUGAACAACAUUGGAUCCACCACUGGCGCCAACACAAUGGGGGGCUACGGCGAUCAGGCCCCCACCCUGUUGGAAAACGACAGGCUAGUGCUGUAAGCUCAACUCAACUCACAGAUGUGCAAGACAAGGCUUUUGGAAUCACUUUUCGGAAUCAUUUCCCAGACUUCAAAUGCGGUCUUGUGUUUCUGCUUGCUUGUUGACCUCGCGACCCCUUCCAUUUAAAUACGUUGCAUACACUUAGCAUACAUUGAAUGGAGAUGCGUAACUAAAUAUAGUUCUAGGUCACGUGAUUAUAAUGAUAUCCGUCUAACUUACAGUCCUAGGUAGUCUUCCCCUCGUUGACUGGAAUAUUGAAAGUACAAAUUAUAGUUUAAAUUUGAAAACCCCAAGGGUGAUUUUUGAGGGGGGGGGUCAGAAGAGUAAGUAUUUUGUAGUUGAAAUAUAUAAAAAUCUGUUUAAAAAUUUAUUAUACAUUAGUAUAUAUAUAUAUAUAUAUGAUGACUGUCUAUCAGAAAGAAACAUUCCGUCCGGUUCAACUGUUUACUACAAGAACAUUGCUCUUUAGGUGAUCGUUUAAUUUGACUUCUUAUAAAUCUGUCCAUUUUUUUUUCGACAUAAUGUUUGAAAUGUUUUCUAAGUUGAUUAAAGUUUUUCUUUUUCAAAAUU